AUGAAUCCAAGAGACAUGAGCCUGAUUAGCGACGACGGCGGCGGCGGCGGCGGCGGCGGCGGCAGCUUCAGCCCUUCAAACCCCGGAAAUCUCGGCAGUUUCAAGCACGUCUCAUCGGCUCAGAAGGCAGAUUUUAGUAGUGGGUCGAAUUUCUUCAGGAACCAAAACCAGCUGAAUCAACAACCAGGCGGUGGCUUAACUCGGUUCAAGUCGGCUCCCAGCUCUUUUCUAGCGGCGCUUAUAGAUUCCAACAACACCGACAACAGCAGCAGUGGGGAUGACGAAUCUGAAGCCUUCUUCUCGGCGCUGAUGAGUGGGCCCACCCCCACCGCCCGGGAUCUGAAUCGGACGGACGGUAACAGUGGCUGCGAUGACAACAGUCACAAUAAUCAUCAGAUGUUCCAACACGAGGAGGAGGAGGCGGAGGCCGGGACCCGACCCGGGAGAAACGGGCUGGGCGGUGGGCAGAUGGGUUAUGAGAGCGCUGUGAGCGGCGGCGGAGGCUGUAUCGUUGGAUCUUAUUCGGUGGGGAUGGAGGAGAGUCAGGUUAACAAUAAUAAUAUGAGAUUGCUUAAUAAUGGAAAUAUUAGCUCAAAUCUUGUCAGGCAAAGCAGCUCCCCUGCUGGAUUUUUUAAUGAAGCAAUUGUCCGCAGUCAGGCACAUGCUAUUUCAUCAACAAAUGGCAUGAGCACUCACUUGAACUUCUCCUCACCUGCUCUGUGUUCGAGGUCCAUGAGGCUCAUGCCUAGCGUACCCAAUCAUGUGAACCAAAGCAUGGGCACACAUAAUCUUGAGAAUGAGCAGUUGAGAAACGGUAACAAUGCAAAUGUACGAGAAUUUGAGGCAGCUUUCCCACACGACUCGUGGAACGAUUCGCCUUUCGGUGACAGUCUGAAAAGGAAUCGAGAUGGUGAAAUGAGGGCGUUUAUGGAUUUCAAUGGCUUGGAUAAUCAGAAUACUGGGGAAAGUAGUAGAGGUCUGUCGAGUUUAGUUCACCAUUUGAGCUUGCCGAGGUCAGCAGAAAAUGUGAAAUUGUUGCAAUUUCAACCGGAGACGGUGCCUUGUCAAGUUCGUGCCAAAAGAGGUUGCGCCACUCAUCCGAGAAGUAUAGCCGAAAGGAUGAGGCGAAGCAGGAUUAGUGAAAAGAUGAAGAAGCUGCAAGAUCUCUUUCCAAAUAUGGACAAGCAAACGAGCACAGCUGAUAUGUUGGACUUGGCCGUUGGGUACAUUAAAGACCUCCAGAAACAAGUCCAGACGCUCACGGACAAGAAGACGAAGUGCAUUUGUUCAAGUAAACCUCAGCACGUAUAG
Striga hermonthica is the source of this 1311-nucleotide messenger RNA. NCBI's taxonomy places the organism in Eukaryota, Viridiplantae, Streptophyta, Magnoliopsida, Lamiales, Orobanchaceae. The record is from the annotation of a GenBank genome assembly.